Messenger RNA from Exophiala spinifera, 960 nucleotides. RefSeq lists its product as uncharacterized. The record is from RefSeq and is a predicted model, not a curated record. Lineage: Eukaryota; Fungi; Ascomycota; Eurotiomycetes; Chaetothyriales; Herpotrichiellaceae. Gene Ontology annotation, molecular function: 4-hydroxy-tetrahydrodipicolinate synthase activity. The transcript has a single exon. Bases 1 to 960 code for a protein of 319 amino acids.
AUGAACGGACACCGACCAACGCGACAGCUGCAACCAGGCAUCAACGUGCCCAUGGUGGCAUUCUUCGACCCAGAAACCGAAGACGUCGAUGUAGCCACCGUGGCCAAACACGCCGUCAGACUCGCAAAGGCCGGUCUCAAGGCCGUCACCUGCCAAGGGUCAAAUGGCGAAGCGGUCCACCUCACCCGGGAGGAGAGAAAGCUCGUGACGAGCACGACGAGAAAGGCACUCGACGACGCAGGCUUCUCGGACAUGCCGAUCGUGGUAGGAUGUGGAGCGCAGUCGGUCCGCGAGACGGUCCUGUUCUGCCGAGACGCCGACGAAGCCGGCGGCGACUACGCCUUGGUCCUCCCGCCGUCCUACUACAAGGCGUCGUACAAGCAAGAGAGCUUCGUCGAGUUCUUCCAGGACGUCGCGACGGAGUCGCCGAUCCCCAUCCUCAUCUACAACUACCCCGGCGCCGCCGCGGGCGUGGACCUCAGCUCCGACACCAUCAUCAAGCUGGCCAAACACCCCAAGAUUGUCGGGUGCAAGCUGACCUGCGGAAACACCGGCAAACUGAACAGGAUUGCCAACGCCGUCAACGCCGCCACCGCCACGGAUGCCGGAUCGGGCUGGUUGUGCCUGGGUGGUUCAGCCGACUUCACCUUGCAGACCAUGAUCGCCGGCGGGUCUGGGGUCAUUACCGGCCUGGGUAACGUGGUGCCCAAGGCUUGCGUCAAGGUCUUUGACCUGUAUGCCCAGGGCAAGGUCGAGGAAGCACAGAAGAUCCAAGCGAUCGUCGCCCGCGGUGACUGGGGGGUCAUUGCAGGCGGCAUUACAGGUACCAAGAGUGCUUUGCAGACCUACUAUGGCUACGGUGGUUAUCCCCGACGGCCACUGCCCAAGCCAAGCAAGGAGGACGUGUCCGCGUUCGAGGCUGCUCUGAAGGAGGUAGUCGAGCUUGAGAACUCAUUGUGA